This is a messenger RNA of Sesamum indicum (sesame), 1424 nucleotides long. Its product is annotated as spermidine synthase 1. Gene Ontology annotation, molecular function: spermidine synthase activity. Gene Ontology annotation, biological process: spermidine biosynthetic process. The record is from RefSeq and is a predicted model, not a curated record. NCBI's taxonomy places the organism in Eukaryota, Viridiplantae, Streptophyta, Magnoliopsida, Lamiales, Pedaliaceae. Gene Ontology annotation, cellular component: cytosol.
UUAGUUAGUCACUCCAAAAGCGGAAAGACAGCAGUGUGCGUCUCUCCUAAGCAGAUUCUCUCUAAUCAAUUCUCACGCACUCACUGUGUGAAAGAGUUGCCUACUACACUCCUCUUGAUGCUCUUGAGAUACGCAUAUAGUUAUCUAUUUAAGUAGUGGGGGAGAAGAUCGCUGAAGAGGGUAUUGAUUUGAAUUGCCGGUGAAGUAGGCAAACGGGGGCGGAUGGAAGGUAUGACUUCCGAAGCGUCGGUGACGAAGCUGCCGGAGUGCUUUUCCUCUGUUAUCCCAGGGUGGUUUUCGGAGAUUAGCCCAAUGUGGCCAGGAGAAGCACACUCAUUGAAGGUAGAAAAAAUACUAUUCCAGGGAAAGUCUGAGUACCAGAAUGUCAUAGUUUUUCAGUCAUCAACUUAUGGAAAGGUUCUUGUCUUGGAUGGUGUAAUUCAACUCACAGAGAGGGAUGAAUGUGCUUAUCAAGAAAUGAUCACUCAUCUCCCAUUGUGCUCAAUUCCAAACCCGAAAAAGGUUCUGGUAAUUGGAGGAGGAGAUGGUGGUGUCCUGCGUGAAGUGUCUCGCCAUUCAUCUGUUGAAAGGAUAGACAUCUGUGAGAUUGACAAAAUGGUAGUUGAUGUCUCUAAACAAUUUUUCCCCCGUGUAGCUGUGGGAUUCAACGAUCCCCGUGUGACACUGCACAUUGGAGAUGGAGUUGCGUUUCUCAAGGCUGUGCCAGAAGGAACUUAUGAUGCAGUUAUAGUGGAUUCUUCAGACCCAAUUGGUCCAGCGCAGGAAUUGUUUGAAAAGCCUUUCUUUCAGUCCGUGGCGAAGGCUCUUCGUCCAGGAGGGGUUGUAUGUACUCAGGCUGAAAGCAUAUGGCUUCACAUGCACAUUAUUGAAGAUAUCGUUGCAAACUGCCGCCAAAUUUUCAAAGGCGCCGUCAAUUAUGCCUGGACCUCAGUUCCCACAUACCCAAGUGGUGUUAUUGGAUUCAUGCUUUGUACAACUGAGGGUCCUCCAGUUGAUUUCAAGCACCCGAUUAACCCUAUAGAUCUUGAUGACAGUCAUAUCAAAACAAAAGGACCAUUAAAGUUUUACAACUCCGAGAUGCAUUCUGCAGCUUUCAGCUUACCCUCCUUUGCCAGAAAGGUGAUCGAGUCAAAAUCGGAUUGAUAUAGUGUGCAUCCAGACGAGGCAGAUUUAGGAUUUAUUAUUACUAGAUGUACAUCAAGGCAGAGUUCUCAAUCACCACUCCAAUUGCGACUUGAAUUUCCGACAAUGAUGUAAUUAAUCUACGAGAAAUGAUAUAUUUCUUCCAGUAAAAUGAUGAAUACGGAAGAAAAUAAGUCCAAAACUGGCGUCUGGUCUGUUUCAGAUGUUAACGUUUCCCUGACUGCAGCUGAGUAAUGCUAAAAACAUAAAUCAUUAAGAUA